Molecule: messenger RNA, 675 nt
Organism: Closterium sp. NIES-65
Lineage: Eukaryota; Viridiplantae; Streptophyta; Zygnematophyceae; Desmidiales; Closteriaceae
Source: the annotation of a GenBank genome assembly
AUGAUGAGCCGCGACGGGGACUUCGACGGGGACUGCAACGGGGGGAACGGUCCCUGCAGCGGGGUCUCUGCUGGCGGUGAAGCUGCUGACGGGGUCUCUCUGUUGGCGGUGGAGCUGCUGGCGGGGUCUCUGCUGGCGGGGUCUCUGCCGGCGGGGUCUCUGCUGACGGGGUCUCUCUGCUGGCGUGGGUCUCUGCUGGCGGGGGCUCUGCUGGCGUGGCGGGGUCUCUGCUGGCGUGGCGGGGUCUCUGCUGGCGGGAGUCUCUGCUGGCGUGGCGGGGUCUCUGCUGGCGGGGGUCUCUGCUGGCGGGGGCUCUGCUGGCGUGGCGGGGUCUCUGCUGGCGUGGCGGGGUCUCUGCUGGCGGGGGUCUUUGCUGGCAUGACGGGGUCUCUGCUGGCGGCGGCUCUGCUGGCGUGGCGGGGUCUCUGCUGGCGUGGCGGGGUCUCUGCUGGCGGGGGUCUCUGCUGGCGGGGGCUCUGCUGGCGGGGGCUCUGCUGGCGGGGUCUCUGCUGGCGGUGGAGCUGCUGGCGGGGUCUCUCUGCUGGCGGUGUAGCUGCUGGCGGGGUCUCUUUGCUGGCGGGGGUCUCUGCUGGCGGGGGUCUCUGCUGGCGGGGUCUCUGCUGGCGGGGUCUCUGCUGGUGGGGGUCUCUGCUGGCGGUGGCGCUGGCGUUGUAG